Messenger RNA from Manduca sexta (tobacco hornworm), 1700 nucleotides. RefSeq names its product phosphoserine phosphatase (gene aay). Gene Ontology annotation, biological process: L-serine biosynthetic process; dephosphorylation. Gene Ontology annotation, molecular function: magnesium ion binding; L-phosphoserine phosphatase activity. Bases 199 to 963 code for a protein of 254 amino acids. The record is from RefSeq and is a predicted model, not a curated record. Lineage: Eukaryota; Metazoa; Arthropoda; Insecta; Lepidoptera; Sphingidae. Gene Ontology annotation, cellular component: cytoplasm. The transcript is spliced from 6 exons.
CGAUAAAGCCGUCGUGAGUUUACUGUACUGUCUGAUAUCACACUCGGCGAAGGCGUGUGCGCGGUAUAUCCCGUGAAGUGGGUCUUUCAUUAUUGCACUCAUAACCUUUACGAGAUAAGUAAAUAUUGCGAUCGAUUUAUAUCGACAGCCGUGUAACAAGUCGUUGUAGAUCCGUUACUUGAAGAACACGCAACAAACAUGGCCCUCUACAGCUUGAAGAGCAACCUGCAGUACGCGACCCUGAAGACCCUUUCCCUGGUCUCCAUCAGCGUUAUGUCGCCACAGCAGACCGUGCAAGAGUUGUUCCGUAAUGCGGACUGCGUGUGCUUCGACGUUGACUCCACUGUCAUCCAGGAUGAGGGCAUCGAUGAGCUCGCCAAGUUCUGCGGCAAGGGAGAAGAGGUUAAGAGGCUUACGGCCGAGGCUAUGGGCGGCAGCAUGACGUUCCAGGAGGCGUUGAAGAAGCGGUUAGACAUCAUCAGGCCCAGCGUGUCGCAAGUCAGAGAAUUCGUAGACAAAUUCCCUAUUCAUCUUACACCUGGAAUCUCACAAUUGGUGAAGGAGCUCCACGAGCGAGGCGUUGUAGUGUACUUAGUGUCUGGUGGCUUCAGGAGUCUAAUAGAGCCUGUAGCCGAAAGGCUGAACAUCCCACCUUCAAACAUCUACGCUAAUAGACUCAAAUUCUACUUUAAUGGCGAUUACGCGGGAUUCGACGAGAACGAGCCCACAUCCCGGUCGGGUGGUAAGGGGCUGGUGGUGAGGCGGCUGAAGGAGCAGCUCGGGUACCAGCGGCUGGUCAUCAUCGGAGACGGCGCCACCGACGCCGAGGCGAGCCCGCCCGCUGACGGAUUCAUUGGUUUUGGAGGUAACGUAGUGCGCGACGAAGUAAAAAAGAGAGCUAGCUGGUACGUGACCGACUUUCAAGAGUUGAUAAACUCACUAACCAUACAAGUGGCCAAGUGAAAACACGCCCCGUGUUAGAAAAAAUUACACGUAUUAUGUUGAGAAACGGUUGUCUAUGGACGGGCACACGGCUACAGAUCAUAAAAUCCAUAGACCGCUGCACCAUAGAGCACACGUCAGUUGUUAUUUUACGGCGCGGACUCACUGUGUUUUCGCCAUUGACGUUAAAAAUAGCUGUGCUAUAUUUUAUAUAUUUAAUCCAAACUCCAAAAUAUUUUUAUAGAUAUUUGUCACCGUUUACGUCCAUGGAACAAUGUUUUUAUAUCCUUAAGGAAUGACUUGUAAAUUUUGAUUUUUUAAAUGAAAAUUUAUAUAUAUAUUUAUCUUUAGAAAUCACAAUCUGUGAUCGUUACUGCCAUAGUUCCCCGCGCAGUUUGUAGAGUGCACGUGUAUUUUGGAUUGUGCAUUUAUUGUUAUUUCGAUAUUGUGAUGGUACUUUGAGUACAAAAUUGACGUUCUACAUAAAGUAUUUGCGCGGACUAAGUCUGUGCUUCGUGUUGAUUUUUAUGUUGGUUUUAGUAUAUGUUAUAUAACUUAGGUUAUUAGUUAAUGUAUAAGUUAUAUGUAUGUUCAUAGUUAUAAGGAAUUGUGGUCUAAAAUUUAUUAAUAUUUCAUAAUUUAUUUUGUUCAUUAUUUGGAAUUGUAUGAAAUUUUCAUUAUAAAUGGAAAAAUCCUCACGUCAAAAACGGCUGUGUACUUCUUAUGAAUAAGAAAUAAAUAUAUUUAAAUAAGUUAAA